GCCCCCGCGCACCGCCCCCGCCCGGUCCCCGCCACCGCCGCCGCCGCCUGCCCAGCGGCCCGGGAGGCGGAGGCGCGGGGGAGGAGGCCCCGCUAGGCUCCGCAGCCCCGGAUGCUGCAUGACUUCAUCCUUCCGCCGGCUCCCCCGCUGAGCUAGGGCCGGUCCGGCAGCUCGCCCGCCGCCCGCGCCCCGCCGCAGUCCCGCGCCCACUCCGCGCCCGCCAUGUCCGAGAUCCUGCCCUACAGUGAGGACAAGAUGGGCCGCUUCGGCGCCGACCCCGAGGGCUCCGACCUCUCCUUCAGCUGCCGCCUCCAGGACACCAACUCCUUCUUUGCGGGCAACCAAGCCAAGCGACCCCCGAAGCUGGGCCAGAUCGGCCGAGCCAAGAGAGUGGUGAUCGAGGAUGACCGGAUAGACGACGUGCUGAAGGGGAUGGGGGAGAAGCCGCCGUCCGGAGUGUAGACGCGCCGGCUCGGGCGGCGGGCUCCGGGCCCAGCUUCGCAGCGGCCGGGAGCGCGGGCAGGCGAUGCAGCUGCCGGCGACCCCCGCCCCGGCCCAGGCGCCCGCGGGCGGGGGCUGCAGGGCCGCGCCGCCUCCGGGUCGGAGUCGCCGCCGCCGCCGCCGGGCACUCCGGAGCUGUCCGCUUCAGCACCACGGCGGCGGCGGCGGCGGCAGCAGCAACAGCAGCGGCGUGGACCGCCCGGAGCCCACCGCCGCGCUCAUGCACUUUAGAACCGCGGGCCGCAGCCCCAUCCCGCACACCAGAACGUACCGAGCGCCGCGGCCCUCAGCCCCCGGCCCGCCCCCUCCCGCACGGCUCCCCAGCCCCGCCCCUCUCCGGCCGGUUUGGUCUGCAGACUGGCUGCCAGCCGGGUCGGACCGCGCGCGGCCAGGGAUGUUUGGCUGCGUAUUUGCAUGAGCUUCCCACCCACCUGAGCCCAGCCCUCCAGGCCGCUCCUCACCCUCACCCCUGUCUGGCGUGACCCCAGCCUCGGCCUCUUUCUAAGGGACUUCCUCAGCACAUUUGUAUUUUUAUAUCCGACUCUUUGUUUACUGGCUCCCCUCAUGAUUAGUGCCCUCCCCCCUCGGUCUCGUCCUUGCUCUUCUGCGCCUGGCAGAUAGGACGAGUGCUGAGGGUGGGCAUGGACAAGCCCCCAACAUGGUAACCAACAUGUGGCCAGUCUGCCCAGGCCCGACCCCAGGCGGCUCUCUGGCAGACCCCUCCCCUCCAGGUAUCACCUUCCAAGGGCCCAGGUGUGAUUUUACCUUGGACCCCUGCGCCCUGCCCCUGGGAACCCAAAUGGGGACUGAUCUGCACCCUUGGAUGACACCUGUGGCCCUAGAGAUGUCCUUUGUAAAUGUUCCUCCAUCCUCACUGUACCAGGAGUGUGUAAUAAACACAGACCUCCCUGUG
Myotis myotis is the source of this 1414-nucleotide messenger RNA. It is a transcript of the gene CAMK2N2, whose product is annotated as calcium/calmodulin dependent protein kinase II inhibitor 2. The record is from RefSeq and is a predicted model, not a curated record. Bases 223 to 462 code for a protein of 79 amino acids. The transcript is spliced from 2 exons. Lineage: Eukaryota; Metazoa; Chordata; Mammalia; Chiroptera; Vespertilionidae. Gene Ontology annotation, molecular function: protein kinase binding; calcium-dependent protein kinase inhibitor activity. Gene Ontology annotation, biological process: negative regulation of protein kinase activity.